CCUGCCUUGGUCUAACGCCAUCACUACCGAUAUCAACGCGCUUCCAAAUUGAACACGCUCUUUGAAGUGGAAUCUUACCCGUGACUGCCAAGCGUUUCGAUUUGAAUAGGUUAUUCUUGCAUUCUCUUCAUUAAUGUUUCCGUUUGCUCUCUGUACGAAAUGCCAAUAGCCUCGCAAAUCAGACGAGGUUUCUACGGUGUUACAACGAAAAAGCCGGUUCGGACGGCCGCCGCUUAUGUGAUAUCUUUGGUGGUCGGAAUUCUGUUGCUGAGGAGAUUGUCGCAGCGAGAUUACGAGGACACAAAUUCUAGUCUAACUGCAGCUGCACAUGAGCACAAAACAGUGAACCAAGACAAGAUCCAACAAGAUCGACUUGAACGGAUCCGAAAUUACUGCAAUGCAUCAAGAAACAACAAGAACAUCUUUCACAAACUUCCUAAUCGAAAUCACUUUAACUUUGUCGUUAGUGAGAAGCACAAGUUUAUUAUCUGCUAUGUGCCAAAAACCGGCUGCAGCCAGUGGAAAGAUUUACUUCUGAACGUUCUUGCAGUUCGCCCGGUUACACCGAACCAUGACAUCUCACUCUUUGAUUAUUCAAUCUUUAAAUUCUUGAACGAGUUUUCAGUAGAAGAAAGGAAGAAAAUGCUGGAAUCUUAUCAGAAGUUCUACUUUGUUCGGGAGCCAUUUGAAAGAUUACUAUCGGCCUACCGGGAUAAAUUUGUUGGUAAAACGACUCACUUAUAUGAGACAGUUGCCCAGAAAAUAAUUCAGAAAGUUCGCGGUGUUGGUCGAGACAACGAGAACGGUGGAAGACCAACUUUAGCAGAAUUUACCACUUAUCUUAAUCAGUUACCAGACCCUUCCUCGUGGGAUAUGCACUGGCGCCCAGCCCACCAAACCUGCUACCCAUGCGCCGUUGAUUAUAACUAUGUAGGCUACUUUGACACCAUCAAGGAAGACGCUGAUUAUAUUUUAAAAAAGUUACAAUUGGAUGACCAGUUUCAAUUUCCAGCAUUUAGAUCUCACACUUCAGUGUUGCUGGAAAAACACUAUUCCCAGAUCCCACUGCACCAGAUUGUCAAACUCGCAGAUAUCUACCGGGAGGACUUCGAAAUGUUUGGUUUCAAGUACCCCGCUACCAUCAAAAAGCUCUUUAAGGACUGGGUAUGAGAUGUCGCAAAAUUGGAGAGGUUAGGGACCAGUCACUAUUUUUCGCCUGGAUUUGGGGGGGGGAGGGUAUUUCGCCAAUUAACUGCCAAUGGGAGGAGAGAAGCAUAAGAAUAUUACAGAGCCUCAAGGGGGAAUCAGAUACAUUUUAUGGCAACACAAACGAAAUCCUCCGACCCACUCGUCCCCCGGUGACAAAUAAUGACAGGUCCCUCAGAUUAUAUUAAAGCAAAUUAACGAUAUAUAUUCCUUACAGAAGACAGAUAGGUUGGCGGAAUCUAUAGGAGAUGAAGCUAAGAGAAUAAAUCUCUCAUUUCCUAGGGAACUCCGUCUUCCCACGUUAUACUUCUAAAACAAAACUGAUUUGGGACAUCAUAGAUCAAUUCAGAGAUACUAGGUCUUCUUCUCAGUUGUUAUUCGCUCUUAUUACGCAACGCUUUCAGCAUACUAGAUUCUUAUCAAAAGUCCGCCUCUGUGCGAAGUCGUUACUAAUGGCGCCGGAAUUAAUUUUUUUUCGGGAAUAGGAUCCUUUUUUUUUCAGUUUAAAACGAUGGCAUGGGAAAUGAUUCGUAACCGUAGUGAUAGCAGAGGCAAC
Pocillopora damicornis (cauliflower coral) is the source of this 1762-nucleotide messenger RNA. Its product is annotated as carbohydrate sulfotransferase 12. The record is from RefSeq and is a predicted model, not a curated record. NCBI's taxonomy places the organism in Eukaryota, Metazoa, Cnidaria, Anthozoa, Scleractinia, Pocilloporidae. Gene Ontology annotation, molecular function: sulfotransferase activity. Gene Ontology annotation, cellular component: membrane. Gene Ontology annotation, biological process: carbohydrate biosynthetic process.